UUAAUUCAGUAAGUAAAAAAGAUUCGUAUUGGUAAAAUGUUUUUAACAAUUAUUUUAAUUGGAAUUUUAACAUUUAUUUUUAGUUACUUAUACGUUAAAUAUGCUAGAAUAUUACAAUUAUCAAAAAAAUUACCAGGACCACCAACAAUACCAAUUUUGGGAAAUGCAUUAUCAUUUAUUGGUCAACCACCAGAACAAAUAAUUUUAAAAGCACUUGAUCUUUUCGAUAAAUUUAGUGGUGAUGGUUUAAUGAAAAUAUGGAUUGGACCAGAAUUAAAUAUUUUAAUAUCAAAUCUUAAAGAUAUUGAAGAAAUUUUAGGACGUACUAUACAUAAUGAUAAAGCUGGUGAAUAUCAUUUAUUAGAAGCAUGGAUGGGUGAAGGAUUAUUAAUUAGUAAAGGAAAAAAAUGGUUUCAACGUAGAAAAAUUAUAACACCAGCAUUUCAUUUUAAAAUCUUAGAACAAUUUAUUGAUAUAUUUGAAGAACAAGGUAAUAUACUUGUUGAACAAUUGAAAAAACAAAUUGGUAAAGAAAUUGAUUUAUAUAAUUAUUUUAAUUUGGCGACAUUGGAUGUUAUUUGUGAAACUGCAAUGGGUGUCAAAGUAAAUGCUCAAACUAAUUCUGAUUCAAAAUAUGUUUUGGCGGCUAGAACAAUGUCAAAAGUUCUACAUAAAAGAAUGUUUGAUUUACGAUUUCGACCAGAUAUUCUUUUCAAAUUUAGUAGCCUUGCAAGUGAUGAAAAAAAUGCUUUAAAAAUUAUGCAUGAUUUUUCCGAAAAAGUAAUAAUAUCAAGACGAAAUGAAUUGAUAAAAUCUUCUGAUGAGGAAAAAACUACUACAAUAUUAGAUGAUAUUCAAAAUGAUUUAAAUGAUUUAGGAGUUAAACGAAAAUUAGCUUUUCUAGAUAUUCUUUUAAAAUCUGAAAUUGAUGGGAAACCAUUAACUAAUUUGGAUAUUCGAGAAGAAGUAGAUACUUUUAUGUUUGAAGGACAUGAUACAACAUCAUCUGCUAUUUUAUUUUUCUUUUAUAAUAUAGCAACAAAUCCAAAAGCUCAACAAAAAUGCUAUGAUGAAAUUAUAGAAGUUCUUGGUACAAAUAAGAAACAAUCAAUUACUAUAUCACAUUUAAAUAAUUUGUCAUAUAUUGAGUUAUGUGUUAAAGAAACAUUAAGAAUGUAUCCGUCUGUACCUAUAAUUGGAAGAGAAAUAAAAGAAGAAAGCGUUAUUAAUGGUAAAACAAUUCCAGCAGGAACAAAUGUUGGAAUAUCACCAUUACAAUUAGGUUUCGAUGAAAAUUUAUAUCCAAAUCCAGAAGAAUUUAUACCAGAACGUUUUGAUUUGGCAACAAGUGCAGAAAGAAAAAAUCCAUAUGCAUAUAUACCAUUUUCAGCUGGUCCCAGAAAUUGUAUAGGACAAAAAUUUGCAAUGUUAGAGAUUAAAAGUGUUGUAACAAAUGUUUUGAGAAAUUUCGAAGUUGAAUAUGUUGGUAACGAGAAACCAGUAUUAAUAGCUGAAUUAAUAUUAAAAAGUAGAGAUCCGCUUAUAUUUAAAUUAAAAGAGCGAAUUUAAAAUUAUAAUUUGCAAA
This is a messenger RNA of Condylostylus longicornis, 1585 nucleotides long. Its product is annotated as cytochrome P450 4d1-like. The transcript is spliced from 4 exons. The record is from RefSeq and is a predicted model, not a curated record. The coding region runs from base 37 to 1569 and encodes 510 amino acids. Gene Ontology annotation, molecular function: monooxygenase activity; heme binding; oxidoreductase activity, acting on paired donors, with incorporation or reduction of molecular oxygen. NCBI's taxonomy places the organism in Eukaryota, Metazoa, Arthropoda, Insecta, Diptera, Dolichopodidae.